Messenger RNA from Siniperca chuatsi (mandarin fish), 5830 nucleotides. RefSeq names its product kelch-like family member 14 (gene klhl14). The record is from RefSeq and is a predicted model, not a curated record. Gene Ontology annotation, molecular function: protein binding. Bases 2461 to 4248 code for a protein of 595 amino acids. NCBI's taxonomy places the organism in Eukaryota, Metazoa, Chordata, Actinopteri, Centrarchiformes, Sinipercidae. The transcript is spliced from 11 exons.
AAAUAUCAAUGAGGGAGAUGCUGCCAAGUUUUGGAGCACACAAGAGGGAAUAGGUCUUCUGUUAACAUAGAGUAGACCAGGCAGAUCUGCACUGCUUCAUAUGGUAACGUUAAUAUCUUUUCUAGAGAAGAUUUUAUUUUAUUUAAUUUUAACUAAAUAUUUUUAAACAUUGUCCACUGUUCAUUCUCUUAAGUAUUUAUACACUGCAGUAGGUUAUUAGGAAGUGUGUUCCUUUAAAGUUUAGGUAACUAAAGCAUCUGUCAUUCAGUCAUUCUGUACAGCUUAACAAUACACUGGAACUGUGUGUUUGCCCAGGUGAGUCUUUUCAUGUGGAACUCCGCAGAAAACAUGCCAAACAAAUUCAUCAGUAUAACAAUACAUGUUCCUUGCAUUUCCACACUCAUUUGAUUUCAAAGAUAUUUAUCUUAACAGGAUAAUAAUUUGUGAAAGUCUCUGACAUUUGUGGCUAGCUAGCAUGAUAAUAAAUCCAUGGCUUGGAACAUUUUUUAGUUAAUUAGAGUCAAUCAAUCCAAACUUUGCUCACUUACCGGUGUGAAACCGGAGUAUAAUGAGCAGAAAUCAGCAUGGUGAUUGGAAAACACAAAUUACAGCUGUUAAAGAGAAACUCAUCCACUUUUCUUCUGUUGAUGCCAAUGCCUGCUGCGAGGAUUUAAAAUUAGCAUGGCAUUCCUUUAAUGGAUGUUGGGGGAAUGUGCUCCUCUAUAAUUAAAAAACUUGUUAAUAUCCUCGUAGGUUAAAAUAAGAGGGGUUAGUAUGAUUAUAUGACAACUCUUUAAAAGGACAUCUUGGUCAGUUGACUGUUAAACCAAAAAAUGCAUUUAUUUAAUUUUGUUUUAUCAUGAGACUAGUGUUUCAAUGGAAAAAUAUACACCUAAACUGCUUAAAUAGAGUAUAUGCUAUUUAUAUGAUAUAUUAGUAAUUUAGUUUUCCUGUUUAUGUGUAUUAUGAGCAAAUGAAGUAACACUACAUAAUGGUGUGUGACCAUAUCAAUGAGGUGGUCAGCACUGCUACUUCAGUAAGAUCAUGUGGCAUAUUAAUGAACUUCCCUGAUAUAUAUGGGACAGUCUUUGCUGUUAAAGGCUGCGUAUAUCUCUAUGGUCAGGCCUACAUUCAUAUUAUUCUCGACAUAUUCCAUGCACCUUACAUUCAUGGUGUAAUGAUGUGAGUAAUAACCUGGUGAUGUUAACAGCACCCUACAAUAGGACCCUUAUCUAUAGUAUGAUGUGACACGGCUGCUAGUGGCCACAAUGUAUAUGACCUCACCGCUGGAUGUAAUUUCCUCUCAAGAGCUCUUGGAAAGGGAGAGCUUAUGUUGUUGAGCUCAUGUCGUCGGGGCUGGUAACAGCAGCUUGCCAUUGUAUUAAUUAUUGUCAGGGAAUCCAAGGGGUGUAGAUAAUACAGAAUGCACUGGUUGGUCCCAUUUGUUUCACUUGUCAGUGGAGUGAAUAAUUGGGAGUGCUGACCAUAUUAGACACAGAGAAUUUUUAAAACGUACGACACAACAGUUGCAUCACAAAAGUAUGGCUUGGAAAUUAAAAAGCUUAAUGUCUGAGAAUUUCAAAUCAGUAUGGAAUAAUUUGCUGGUUUCCCAUUGCCAAAGGAAUUUACUGAAGUUAAACUCUGACAACAGUAAUUCUGAUUCACAGUGAAACAUACAGUGUAGAAUAUUAUGCUGAACUAGAAAAAUCUUGUUUGUUAUUGUAUUUUACAUUUUAUUUUUCGAAGAGGGACUAUACAUGGUACUUAACAUUAUAUUUCAUAAAACUUUAAAGCAUGCUGCAUUUGCUUCUCAGAUAAGUGUCAGAUAUUUUGCACCCCAACUUCAUUCUUCAAAGGCUUGAGAACAUUGAUACAGUUUUAGUAGAAGGUGGUUGCUAAUACAAUGGGGCUCAUCUUGCAAUUCUCCCAAGGAAUAACUAUCAGUCCUGCUACAGCAGCUUCAGCGUCCCUAGGUGACCGCGCCACUGAGCCCGUGCUCGCUCUAUCGCACCCCACUCCACGCCUGCUGCCACCCUGAAGGUAGAUGCAUCACGCUGGGGAGACUGUGCAACAGCAGCCCCCUCUCCCACCAGCCCCCAAACCUCCUCCACAGCACAGUGGCCUCCUGCGGCCCCUACACAUCUCCGGGUCUCCACUACAACCCUGGUCCCAGCAGCCCAGACUCUCCCUCAGAAAGCACAGCUCCCUCUCACACUCACACACUUCUUGUUAAUUCAGAAGAACAAAUGAUCAACGUCAACAAAUAACCUGAAAUAGUGACUUUAUGAGUUGGAAUCAAUGGUUAUUUUGAGGCACCACCGACCAUAGACUUUAAAGGAAAGGACAUUUCUUAAAAGGAGAACAAAGGAAAAUUCAAGUGAGAUUAUUGGGAACCUGAAGCUUACUACUUUCUCUUUUUGUCAAGAGCUGAAGUCAGGUGGCGUUCACAGUCAGGAAGUCAUGUCCAGAUCGGGUGAUAGAACAUCCACCUUUGACCCAACACACAGUGACACCUUGCUGCACGGGCUCAAUCUCUUAUGGAGAAAACAGCUUUUCUGUGAUGUGACUCUCACUGCCCAGGGACAGCAGUUCCACUGCCACAAAGCUGUGCUGGCAUCCUGCUCCCAGUAUUUCAGAUCUCUCUUCUCUUCCCAUAAUGUAAUCAACAAUGAGGGGAGCAAAGGGGACCAGGGCAGCAGUGGGACCCCCUCAUCCUCUCCCGAUGACAAGCUGGUGACCCCCAGCGCCAGGCCCAUCAAUAACCUGGUACUCCAGGGCUGCUCCUCCAUUGGACUACGAUUAGUGCUGGAGUACCUGUACACUGCCAACGUGACUCUUUCCCUGGACACAGUGGAAGAGGUGCUGUCAGUCAGCAAGAUCCUCAACAUCCCCCAGAUUACCAAGCUCAGCGUGCAGUUCCUCAACGACCAGAUCUCUGUGCAGAACUACAAGCAGAUCUGCAAGAUUGCCGCACUCCAUGGACUGGAUGAGACCAAGAAGCUGGCCAACAAGUACCUGGUGGAGGAUGUGCUGCUGCUGAACUUUGAGGAGAUGUGUGCCAUGCUAGAUGCUCUGCCACCUCCGGUGGAGUCAGAGCUGGCUCUAUUUCAGAUGUCAGUCCUCUGGCUGGAGCAUGACCGUGAGACUCGCAUGCACUAUGCGCCGGACCUUAUGAAGAGGCUGCGCUUCGCCCUCAUACCUGCUCCAGAGCUGGUGGAGAGGGUGCAGUCUGUUGACUUCAUGAGGAGUGACCCUGUGUGCCAGAAACUACUCCUGGAUGCCAUGAACUACCACCUGAUGCCCUUCAGGCAGCACUGCAGGCAGUCCGUGGCCAGCAGAAUCCGUUCCAAUAAGAGAAUGCUGUUACUGGUGGGUGGUUUGCCUCCUGGACCUGAUCGUCUCCCCAGCAAUUUGGUCCAGUACUAUGACGAUGAGAAAAAGACAUGGAAGAUCCUCACAAUAAUGCCUUACAACAGCGCCCAUCACUGCGUGGUGGAGGUGGAGAACUUCCUGCUGCUGCUGGGCGGAGAGGACCAGUGGAACCCCAAUGGAAAGCACAGCACUAAUUUUGUCAGCCGCUAUGAUCCCAGAUUCAACAGUUGGAUACAGCUGCCUCCUAUGCAGGAGAGGAGAGCCAGUUUCUUUGCCUGCCGCCUGGAAAAGCACCUGUAUGUGAUUGGUGGUAGGAACGAGAGCGGCUACCUUUCCAGCGUGGAGUCCUACAACCUGGAGACGAAUGAGUGGAACUACGUGUCGUCUCUGCCGCAGCCUCUGGCUGCCCAUGCAGGAGCAGUGCACAACGGCAAGAUCUACAUAUCAGGAGGAGUGCACAAUGGAGAGUAUGUGUCCUGGCUCUACUGUUAUGACCCUAUAAUGGACGUGUGGGCUCGGAAACAGGACAUGAACACAAAGCGUGCCAUUCACGCCCUAGCUGGAAUGAAUGACCGCCUAUAUGCUAUUGGUGGAAACCAUUUGAAAGGUUUCUCCCAUCUAGACGUAAUGUUGGUGGAGUGUUACGACCCGAAAGCUGACCAGUGGAACAUCCUGCAGACGCCCAUCCUGGAGGGUCGCAGCGGCCCAGGCUGUGCUGUUUUGGAUGACAGCAUCUUCCUCGUGGGAGGCUACAGCUGGAGCAUGACUUCUCUACCCCGUCUGUGGCACAGGGGGCUUACAAGUCUUCUACCAUCUGCUACAGCCCAGAGAAAGGAACAUGGACAGAGUUGGAGGGAGAGGUGGCAGAGCCCUUAGCGGGCCCAGCCUGUUCCACCGUCAUACUGCCUGCCUGCCUUCCCUUUAACAAAUGACAACUACUCCAACGGAUGGGCAGAAAGGGCGAGGAGCAGCAGAGUGAAUGGGGGGAGGACCAUCAAUAAGCAAAACAGUUGUCAACAAUUUUGUGACAAACCCACCGGUCAGACGACGGGGGUGUGUAUAAAUUAUUUUUUUACAGGUUUGACCAGAGCACUUUCGUUAUUCCCUACUGAAGGUUUGAAAAAAAAAAGAAUAAUUGUGUAACUCAUGUAUUUAAGCUCAUCUGUGUGCUGAGAAAUGGUCAGUUUCAUACUUGAUUUAAUUUAAACUGAUAGUAAGUGUUUUUGGCUUCUCUUCUAUAGCACGCAUAGUGUUGAACUGAAUUAUAGCUUUCAAAUCCAUUGUAUCUUGUAUUCAGUAGAGGCAUAAUUCCAGCAAAAUGCAGUGUUGUUUAAUGGACUGAGGCUGGGAGAAAAGGUGAUCAGUCCCAAGUUGUCAUGGGGUUAAGUUAAACUAGGGCUGGGUGAGUUAGAUUAACCGUGAUGAUCAAAGUGUAUAAAUAUUCUUCAUUGUUCAUGUUAUAACUCAUUUUUCAUGUGCACCUAUCCCGCUGUAUCACCUGGCCGGAUCAUUAUGCAACUGUUUUGUUGUCUUUCUCUGAAAAUGAACAUAUUUACGUGUCUGAAACUUUUCCUAACUGCAGCUGUCAUUACUUAACUGACGUGGUAUGAAAAGUACAUUGUAACUCGACCUGCAAGCAGGUAUACUGGGUUCCAAACACUGUAAACUCUGUAAAAAAGACACAAUUACACAAUGAUCUUUAUGAGGAUGUGUCCAUAUCACCCAGCCCUAAUUUUUAACAAAUUAUCUUAAUAAUUUACACCCUGACUGAAGUCGUGUUUCUGUAUAACUUGUCAAACACAGAGUUCCUUACAGGUUAUCUGCUUGACAGAAAAAAUCUUGCCAAAUAUUUGUGGCAACUAUUCUUCAUGCUGCAAGCAAAACAAUGAAAGGUUUACAAUUGAUUCUUAAAUAUUGAUAUGACGCACUAUGUUCACGUUACUUAUACAAUGAUGGUACAAUCAAGUUGUAAUUGCUAGCCAAUGUAUUUAUGGGUAGCAUGUUUGGGUAAAUAGAUGGAGAGGACAUUAGUUUGGUUUUUCUCCUUCACAAGUUACCGCCAACAGGCCUGUUUAUGAGGUAAAAGCAUUACCUUGAUGGGAUUUUAAUCUUUAAUGUAUGAAAAACAAGCAUACAGCAGUCCUUUAUGCACUAAUAGUGAACUUUUAAUUCAGCAAACAAAGUUCACUAAAAUGUAAAUUAAUCAAUGUGCUGUGUUUAAAAAAUGUCUUCAGUACAAAUGAAUCUCAGUCUAGUCUACGUUAUUAGGUUCAAAAAGUUGACUCUAAAUAUUGAUGCAGUACCUGUUGAAUUCUGUAAAGAUUUGUUGAUUUCAUUCUUGUACAUAAUCGCUUGCAGUGAAACAUUUUUGUGCACUCAACCUUGGAUUUAUUCUCAAAUCCUGUUAUGUCCUUUGCAUUUUAGAAUAUGAAAAUAAAUUGACUCUUGAUGAUUAAAA